Molecule: messenger RNA, 966 nt
Organism: Gastrolobium bilobum
Lineage: Eukaryota; Viridiplantae; Streptophyta; Magnoliopsida; Fabales; Fabaceae
Product: protein EXPRESSION OF TERPENOIDS 1-like
Exons: 2
Coding region: 1-966 (321 amino acids)
Biological process (GO): positive regulation of DNA-templated transcription
Cellular component (GO): nucleus
Molecular function (GO): DNA-binding transcription factor activity; DNA binding
Source: RefSeq, a predicted model, not a curated record
AUGGCUGGGUUCUUCUCUCUAGGUGGAAGGGGAGGUCAUCAACAACAAAACAAAGAAGACGAAGAAGAAAGAGAAGGUAAUAACAGUAAUACCAACCAAUUCCUGUUGAGGAACGAGGAGAUCUACAACAAGGGAUUCGAGAUAUGGCCGCAGCAGUCCUAUCACCCACACCAAAACUUGAACAACUACUACUCGUUCGAGGUGGGUCCUAGUCGCAGGAACAGCAACAACAACUCCUCCAACGUAAACGACGACGUCUCUGUCUCUUUCUCUGAUGACUCUACGAGGUUUGGGUUCACAGUCAUGAGGUCUGGAGGUCUAGGAGGAGGAGGUGGUGGCAUGAACUGUCAGGACUGUGGAAACCAAGCUAAGAAAGACUGUUCACAUCUCAGAUGCAGAACUUGUUGUAAGAGCCGAGGGUUUGAUUGCCAAACUCAUGUUAGGAGCACUUGGGUUCCUGCAGCCAGACGCCGUGAACGACAGCAACAACAACUUGCGUCGUUGCAGCCACAAAAUCAGCAACAAUUUCGGGGAGAUCAUUCUAAACGACAUCAAGGUGCUGGUGCUGGUGCCAGUUCUCUUGCUUGCGCUCCAGUACCUAUUACUACCACAGGGUUGGAAGUGGGGCAAUUUCCACCGGAACUUAACUCUCCGGCUGUGUUUCGGUGUGUGAAAGUUAGUGCAAUGGAUGCAAAUGAUGAGAGGUAUGGUUAUCAAACAGCUGUGAACAUAGGAGGGCAUGUUUUCAAGGGAAUUCUCUACGAUCAAGGCCUUGAUAGUCCUUACACUAGUGCACAUGGUGAGGGUUCCUCCGGUGGUGGUGGUGGUGGUGGUGGUGAAGCUCAGCCACUUAGUCUCGCAACCACCGCCACAACAAGCGGCAACCCGUUUGACUCUUCAAUCUACCAGCCUUCGUUGAAUGCUUUCAUGGCUGGUACGCAAUUCUUCCCACCCCCAAGAUCCUAA